This is a messenger RNA of Syngnathus typhle (broad-nosed pipefish), 5003 nucleotides long. It is a transcript of the gene clybl, whose product is annotated as citrate lyase beta like. Gene Ontology annotation, biological process: regulation of cobalamin catabolic process. Gene Ontology annotation, molecular function: (S)-citramalyl-CoA lyase activity. The record is from RefSeq and is a predicted model, not a curated record. Bases 17 to 1033 code for a protein of 338 amino acids. The transcript has 8 exons. Lineage: Eukaryota; Metazoa; Chordata; Actinopteri; Syngnathiformes; Syngnathidae.
AUUCGCAUGAGAAAAAAUGGCGGCGCCCGUCAGAAGGACUGUCAAAAGACUUUUGCAACAGAAUGGUGUCGGGCUCAGGUUGUUCACCAAGGGAUGGCGUCACCGCCAUGAAACUGCAGGUGCUUCGCUGCCCUAUGUACCCCGCAGAGCCGUGCUCUACUGCCCCGGCAAUGAUGAGCGAAAGCUGAGGAAACUGGCCACACUGGACGUUGAUUGCGCCGUCCUAGACUGCGAGGAUGGCGUAGCCCUCAGCAAAAAGGCAGAGGCCAGGGAAAACAUUCCCAGGAUGUUGGCUGAACUGAACCUGGGCCGGACGGAGAAGUGUGUGAGGGUUAACUCGGUGUCCAGUGGUUUAUCUGAGGCUGACCUACAAGUUGUCCUACAAGCUGAGGUUCUCCCACCUGCCCUUAUGUUGCCCAAAGUGGAAGACACUCAAGAAGUCCAGUGGUUCGUUGACAGGUUUCAGCGGAGCUUGAAAGGACGGUCGUUGACGGGACCCGUUCGCCUGGUGACCUUUGUGGAAACGGCUGUGGGCCUGCUCAACUUUAAGGCGGUAUGCAAGGAAAUCCGUCGACUCGCACCCGAGGCGGGCCUUCAUCACGAUGGUGUGGUGUUCGGUUCCGAUGACUUCUGUGCCAGUAUAGGCGCCACACGGACCAAGGAUGCCAAGGAGCUGCUGUACGCUAGGCAGAAAGUGGUCACCACCGCCAAGGCUUUCGGGCUGCAGGCUAUCGACCUGGUGUACAUCGACUACAAAGACGUGGAGGGGCUGAGGCGGCAGGCCCGAGAAGGAGCUCUCAUGGGCUUCACAGGUAAACAAGUCAUCCACCCUGGGCAGGUCCAGGCCGUGCAGGAAGAAUUCUCUCCCAGUCAGCAGAGGGUCCAGUGGGCUAAAGAGCUCAUUGCAGCAUUUGAGCAACACCAGAAAGAAGGAAAGGGUGCGUUCACGUUCCACGGUAGCAUGAUUGACAUGCCCUCCCUGAAGCAAGCGCAGAACAUCGUCACGCUCUCUGCUGCCGUGCCACAGAAAUAAUGUGGGCCGCCAGGGACCAAGAACUGCUGGUGGAGGGGGGCCGCGGGCCAGGCAGGCACUGGACUUUGCCUGACACCAAGUUUGCUUUCAAUUUAGGGAUGUUGGACUUUUUGGGAGCGAAAAUUCUACAUUUGGACAAGCUCUUCCCUGGGGGCUUCUGGUGGAGGGGCGCCAUCAUUCCAUCAUCACGAGCCCACACCUGCAUUCUCCUCGAGGUCACCAUCAAAGCAUCUUGAUGGUCUGAGCCACUGGGCGAAAAGGGUAAACAAACACUAUUUUGAUUUGCGGGAGAGCCAUUCACACCCGCUCCCGCCCUCUUCAGGGGCCGGCUCAUAAACGCAGAACAACGUGAACUCACCAUUUAGCGUCUUUGUGUGGCUCCCUUGAGCAAAAGUCAUGCGGCUCCUUGCGCGGGCAGCCCGCGGGUCUAACUGUGGGCAAAUAUAAUAAAAGCUGCCUGAUCUCUCAUUUAAGGUGAAGCCACUUUAUUCCAAGCGGGCCGCCUCUUGCAGUACUCGGAACCCCAGCGGUGGUGCGUGUCCUACUAUCAUGCUACAAUAUGUCGGCGUGGAAUUGCACGCAGGCAAACCAUAGUGUUUGAAAAGCGCUGUUGCCCCAGCACAGCCCAUCCUAGCUUUUGUCUUCUCCUGAGGAUAAUUGAGGGGGGGUGUCGCAAGUGCUUCAUAGUGCCAUUGGUGACCAUGGCAAUGAAAAGCUCCCUUUACACCCCACCUCAUCCACUCAUCUUCCCCUCGCUUUCUUGCCACUGUAUGAUGUAUUGUGUUUGCAGACAGGCCCGGGUCUGCGCCAGGACCCGACCGGACAAAAAAAAAAAAAAAACUGUGCCCGAGCCAAAGGCCCCAAUAGUAAGCUGUCUGUCUGGCGUUUGGCCACAUUAUUCCUCCCUCUCCUGCUCCACUUUUUGCUGUCUACUAUUGACCAGCGUUUGUGUUUGUUUGUUUUCACAACUGACGCAGAGGUCGGCGAACAAGACUGCUCCUUCUAUUUACGGCUUUCAUUAAGUGAAUCCGCACACACAGUGCAAACAAGGAAAAUGUGGCGCCACAAAUUGUCAAUGUGAUUUUAGUUGGAUUUUAUAUAAAAUAAGGUAUUUUAGUUAUUGAUUUCAUCAUUUUAAGAUACACUAGCACUAAGUGGUUAAAAUAAUCGUUAGUGGAUUUUGCUUGCUAAAUGUGUUGUAUUUUUGUUGAAAAGUCCACGUCCAUGUUUUUCUACAAAAUUCUCCAGGGCUCAUGUUUACUUUUCGGAAUGUUUUAGAGCCUGACAUUGCAAAAAUUAAGUAGGAUUUUAUUUUAUACAAGGGGUUUUAUGUAUGUGUUUGUGUAUGUGUAUUUUAUAUAUAUAUAUAAUAUAUAUAUAUAUAAUAUAUGUUGGAAUUUCGACUGACAACCCCAGGAAAAGUAAGCAUUCAUUUUUCAGGGGUUUGAGCAUCCCCCAAACCCUUCUUCCCCGUACCCAACCCCCCUUGAGUUCAUUAUUGUGGAGUUGUUGCUUGGAAGUGACCUGUGGACAAAGCCACGGGAAAAUAGUACUAGGCUAUACUUUUUCUGUAACGUGCGUCAAAACUCUUGUCUAAUGUUAAUUUGGCUUGAAAAGUAGCAUUUAGCAGGCUGACCUCAAUUGUUAAUUUGACUCAAAUUGGCAAAUCGUGUUUUAAUCAAAAAUUGAUUUUAAAAAAGCACAGCAUGUCUCCCCUGGAGUAGUUUAUUAAUUUAGUUUUUACCCUCUAUGGCGUUUGUGAUGCACAUGUUGCUGAAAAUUCAUGCACCAUGAGCACCACAUGGGACCCAUGCUAUUACUGAACUUCACAAAGUUUGCCAGUUGUCAACAGGUGUCCCCUGCUGAGAGGAAGAAGUUGUAUGCAGGAAUAGUGGAAAUAAUGACUUCAGUAUUUCUUUUUUCCCCUCUUUUAACAUGUGUUCAUGUCACUCGCGCCCUUUUUAUUCAGGUUUUUGCUCUCUCUACAAAAACACGACUCCAAUGACAUUUCUGCAGAUUAGAUGGAUCCCCGCGUGUGUCUCCGCACUGUGUAAUGCUACAUGACGUGUCUAUUAUGCGUGGAACUGAUGUGAUCUUCCAUCCCGCUCGGCUGCUUUAUUUAAACACGUGUCUUCAGCGUUUCCCCGAGAGACAGACAGAGAGAGUAAAUUACAAUUAACACGAUUAGAAGCUCGCUCAAAUUGCGGCGGGAAUCAAUUAGUCUGCGAGCAGUGUUUGGUGAUGUGUUGCCUGAGAUUGCUUUCAUAAAUGACGAGAGGGCGGCGUGAGUGAGUGCGUGCGUUCAUGUAUGCAAAACAUCGUCGGAGGAGAAUUAAAAUGUCGCGUUUUACAUAUUUCCCCAUUAAUCUUAAUGGGGCCCGUGUGGCAGGCAAAUGUGUGUGCUUUUAUUCUAAUUCCUCCUCCCCACCCGGGGAAGCUCCCGAAUAAUGACUUGAUGUUUUAAUAGACUUCUAAUGACAAUAUAUGAGCAGCUAAUUGCAGCAGAAAAUCAUUAUGAGGGGCAAAAUAGAUGUGACUGAUUAAUCAGGAUUAACUUUGGCAUAUUGUCUCAAUUAGCUAUUUUGACAGUCAACAUUAUUUUUCACAGGGAAUUUAUCAAUUUAAAACGGAACGAGGAUUAACGUUUUCUAUCAUUUUAGACCAAAUUCUCAAAAGGAUGACUUUCCUGAAUGUUUCUGAGCCCGACCUUGCAAAGGAUUUUGUGCAAAGAAAAUAAUUUCAGGAGAACAUAAAUGUUUUUGGGGAUGCUUUAGAUAACAAAUUGGAUUUGAAAUAAAACCGCAUGGAUCGUGUUGUUAGGGGGGAAAUCUGUUGCAAAACCUAGUCACAGAAGACCAUUUAUCUGUCCUUUUAUUAUAUUUAUUUUAUUUUUAUUUUAUAUUUCAAAAUACAAGCGGUAAGAUGCUUGCCAUACAUGACACAUUUAUCUAAUUCAUUUAAUCCAAAUUAAUGACAUAAUCUGUCAGGAAAAUCAUUUGAAGGCACAAAGAUAUAUUUUCAAAAUAUUACGGAGUCUGCCAUGCCUUACUUUUUUUCUUGUUUACACGGGUGUGCUCUAUUUAUAGAUUAAAGUAAGACCGUUACUAAUUUAAUUAACUAAAUUAUGUAAAAUUCUGAUGGCACAAAGCACGUCAUUUUCUAAUAGUCAAAUUGAAAUCGAUGUGAAAUGCAAAUAAGCUUGGCUUUCAAGGCAGGUCUACAGCCCACCUGCCGAUGAAGCUGAAUGGGGCUCUGCAGAAGGUCUUCUAAAGAGGCUGUGAAGUUGCUUGUAUAGCAAUACGAAAUCAAGGUGGAGUAAAAAGAACAAUGAUCCAUUUUAGCGUUACAUUUUAUACAAGUCUCACAUUUUAUACAAAUUGUUUCAAUUCAGUUGGAGCCCCACCUUUUGCAAAACCCAAUUCUGUCCACGUAGACUUAUUCUCGGCCCACAUCAAAGUCUAAACAGGCACUAGCGUAGUCCACUAGAAUCCCGAAAAGGGAGUGUUGACCUAUAAAUGGGACAAACUGAGUGUCUUUAUUUUUUUUUUCUAUGGUGUCCAUUUGUCAUGUGACAAUUGUAGGGCAAACUUAUUUAUUAUAAUAUUAGUUUUCUCUGUUUUAUUGAGCAUUAAAACCGAUUUCGACAUUUAAAAUAACUUCUUUGCCAUUUUAGUAAAAACAUAUUAGUCAUCUUUUGUUUAUUACCUUAACGCAUACCUUAACGGGGGACUCGAUGAAAACGUUCUAAAAUUAAAAAAAAGUUCCUCACUCUUGCUAUAUUACUAGGUACACCGCCACACUUAAUAAUGAUAGCCAAUGUAACAAUUCUGCUUUUAUUUAUUCUGUCCAUUGAUUAAAGGUGGAAAUUCAUGAGUUGUCUGAAAUUGUGGGCAUAGCUUUUUCGCUGUCCCAAACAAAGUAGAUGUUUUUGUAAAAGGCCAAAAGAGGAAAUAAACAACAGAUCCCCUUG